Molecule: messenger RNA, 675 nt
Organism: Lindgomyces ingoldianus
Lineage: Eukaryota; Fungi; Ascomycota; Dothideomycetes; Pleosporales; Lindgomycetaceae
Exons: 5
Coding region: 1-675 (224 amino acids)
Source: RefSeq, a predicted model, not a curated record
AUGGACGCAAUUUUGGCGGGAAAGGCAUUUCUUGACUUUUGCAUACUCUUGAGCAGCAUAGCGGAUACCCCUUACUUAUUGCAUGCUUUCUCUCCACUUCACGCGCGUGAAAAUCAGCCGGAGAAACUCGGCGCUACAUUACCGUCUUUCUGGUCAACACUCACCUUUUGCGGUCACUCAACGUCACUCUUCCAGCGUUUACAACGCAAAGGGCAUCUAGACUCAGGACCAAAAAUCAGUGGGGCACGAACCUCUUUUAAAGCCCACCAUCCACGGUUCGAAACAUUUCGGAAUGAUUUCCUACAAUCUCUGACUUGCUUUACUCCUCAUCUAGUAUCAUCCCAGCAAUUAGGGUGGCGAAGUGUGUUUCAGCCAAUUGGGCUACCGGAAUUCACGAGUAGGGAGUGGACCGCAGGAGCAGAAGGCUGCAGCUAUAUUGAAAACUGGAUAUUUGUAAGAUAUUGCUCUGAUAUCAAAGAUGGCGAUGCCAUCUCUUUCCACUCUUUCUCUUCGUUCCUCCGUUCCUCCUGCGGGCACCGCCAACCCUCUGUGCCCCACUGUUUAAACAAACAAGGAUGGAGUCUCCCUGUCUUCCCAUCUAACAAGUCACGUGACCUGACGGACAAGGAAUGGACAGAGCUCUUGGACCAAUGCACGGCCGAAUGCGUCAUCUAA